AUGGCAACGCGCAGGAAAUAUCACCGAAUUAUUGUCUCCUCAUGUGAAGAAGAUGUCGACAAUGCCUUCGCCUUGCUGAUGGAUAUUUUGAAACGACCUAGCUUGGGCAAUUACGUGCGUCAUGUUGAAUGCCGCAACCCAACAUCCGAGCACAUGGAUUACAGUGAAGCCAAGUCUCAACGAGACUUGAGCGACGAGGAAUUGAAUCUUGUGCGAAAUGCAGUGAGAAGAGGUGGUUUCGCGGCCCAACAGGACCGACUGGUCAAUAUACUCAUGCAGAGGAUGGACAAAACGGCAACAUUUGCCUAUCGAUAUCGCGAGAGUCUUGCCACAUUCAUCACCCAAGCACUGACUGCUAUUCUGAUUGUGGUAUCCCCGAACAUUGUGUCGAUGGCUAUGACAAAUCCAUCUGGCAUGAUCUCCAAGCACGAAUCCGACUUCCCGCUUGCCGAGCUUCUUCGUCAAGCUAAUACUAGUCCUGAUGACAAGCCAUAUCUUCGAAACCUCCGCAGCGUUUACCUCAUAAAUAGACGCGACAGGUCCUGGGAUGAUGAUCGUUUCUAUCUCGAAAUGAACCUUUCUGGCUGCCUGACGCUGUUUAACAAUCUUCUGUCAAUUGAAUCUGUCCGCGUUGAUAUAAUGGAGGAGGAUGAGAACGAAACCCCAGAAAUCAGAGAAAAAUCUUCGAACAUCAGCAAGAUCUCCAUUCAUCAUUCAUCGGUUAGUUCACUCUAUCUCGUGAAUCUGAUAUCGUCGUGCAAGGUCCUCAGGGAAUUUGAAUAUUCCAUCGGAGGUAGAGCGAGCUCUGAUGGAGGACAUUUUACAUUCAACUCCAAAGCGUUCAUCAAAGCACUUUGCCCACAUAGGGAAACACUGGAAAUCCUCAAUCUCGAUGUUGAUAAUCAAAUUUCUAUUUUCAAAAUUGCAGACGAGGAAGAGAGGGACAUCCAGUUCAAUGAGUACGGCAGCCCCAAUGAAUCUGAUAUUAGUGAUGAAGCGUCUGAGUUGUACAAAUCAAUUUGGACAAACGCUGGGUCACUGAAAGAAUUUGUGGCCUUGAAACGGUUGAGCCUGGGGAUAAACUUUCUAUUAUAUUUUGCGGCUGGAGUUAGCGGAGAACCAUACAAGAGAAGGGGAAAGUUGGAUCUGGUAGAAUGUUUACCAGUUGGACUUGAGUACUUGUGUGUUCGGGGAUACCAGAAGGGCGAAAACAAGGAGCACGAUGACCAGAUGGAUGCUUUGAUGGGAUUAUACAAGUCUGGGUCUUCCCAACUGAAAGAAAUCGAGGGAAUCGAUGAAGAGAUUCCCAAUGCUCAAGAUGUUCAAGACCCCGAUAACAACGCCCAUUUGUUGUGGUCCUUGGAGGAUAUGGGGUAUGAGAGUGAUUAG
This is a messenger RNA of Penicillium coprophilum, 1389 nucleotides long. RefSeq lists its product as uncharacterized. NCBI's taxonomy places the organism in Eukaryota, Fungi, Ascomycota, Eurotiomycetes, Eurotiales, Aspergillaceae. The coding region runs from base 1 to 1389 and encodes 462 amino acids. The transcript has 2 exons. The record is from RefSeq and is a predicted model, not a curated record.